This is a messenger RNA of Cyprinodon variegatus (sheepshead minnow), 6287 nucleotides long. RefSeq names its product SREBF chaperone (gene scap). Lineage: Eukaryota; Metazoa; Chordata; Actinopteri; Cyprinodontiformes; Cyprinodontidae. Gene Ontology annotation, molecular function: sterol binding; protein binding. The transcript has 23 exons. Gene Ontology annotation, cellular component: endoplasmic reticulum membrane; Golgi membrane. The coding region runs from base 256 to 4302 and encodes 1348 amino acids. Gene Ontology annotation, biological process: SREBP signaling pathway. The record is from RefSeq and is a predicted model, not a curated record.
CCUGCAGCACUCGGUGAACUUAACUGACAGUUGAAAGAUGGAGGCUUUCAUUCAGAGGUUUUUAGUGAAUGCCUGGCAAGAAAGUGAGUGGCACCAGGACUCAGAAGUUCUUUCUAAUCUACAAAUGCUUUAAUUUAAACUCCUGUUUUUGGCUUUCACAGAAGCCAUUGUGCAAGCUCGCUGUCGCUUUGUUUACUGUAUAGAGUAUUUAUAACAGCAGAUCAAGAGACCCCUGAGGAGAAUUCCUCCCAGGGAAUGUUUCCGUUGCUCCCGGGGGGAAGAACCAAGCCGUCACAGAGUUUGCCUGAAUCAAGGAGAGAGCACUAUGUCAACCACAAUGCAUGUAGGCUAAAAAAAACCAGCGCUGCUGCUUUCAAGCGACAAAAACAGGUGGGACCCCGACAGAUAACCUGCUCCCCCAUCAACAGGUCUCUGGAUGCUCCGCGGCGCCCUGUCCUCGGCCGCCCCGUGCUUCCCAAUGGCCGGGAGUUGACCAUGAGCAACAGGAUGACGCUGCGCGAGCAGCUGAGAGAGAAGAUCUCGGCAGCCUUUUACCGGCACGGGCUGCUGUGUGCCUCCUACCCAGUACCCAUCAUCCUCUUCACCUCUGCCAGCAUCCUCACCUGCUGUUAUCCGCUGCUGAGGCUUCCCCUGCCUGGGACAGGUCCUGUGGAGUUCACCACAGGGGUGCGAGACUACAGCGUCCCUUCCCAUGAGCCUCAGGGAGAUCUAGAGCGACCUGAUUGGUACCAUGGACCUCCGGUCGCCUACAUUCAGCAGGUGUUGGUGAAGGCAGCGGUGUCGCCGUGGGACAGCAGCCUCGUGCCGGUGGAUGUGUUCCGGUCACCUCUGGGUAAAGUCUUCAGUCUGCUGGAGGAGAUCCGUAACCACGUCCACUCCGAUGGCUCUGGCGUCCGAAGCUUGGAAACGCUGUGUCUCCAGGUGACUGAUCUGUUUCCAGGGUUACGGCGGAUGCAGUCGGUGCUGCCAGAACAUGGCUGCCUCCUUGUUUCUCCUGGUAACUACUGGCAAAACCAGCGAGAUCUGUUCGACUCGGACUCGGACCUCCUCAGGACCAUUCAGAAACACGAACCAAAAGGAUUGCACACCUCAGCAACGCUACGAGACCUGCUGUUCGGCGUCCCUGGAAAGUACACAGGAGUCAGUCACUACAACAGGAAAAGAGUGGUCACAUACACCAUCACUGUGGUGCUUUCCAGAUAUGACGCAGGCUUUCUAAGCAGCCUGCGAUCCCGCCUGAAGCAGCUUCACCCCUCAGCCAACUGCAGCCUGAGAGACGACCACAUGGUUCACAUCCACUUCAAGGAGGAGAUCGGCAUCGCUGAGCUAAUUCCCCUGGUCACCACGUACAUCAUCCUCUUCGCUUACAUCUACUUUUCCACUCGUAAGAUCGACAUGGUGCGGUCCAAGUGGGGCCUGGCCCUGGCUGCCGUGGUCACAGUCCUCAGCUCCCUGCUCAUGUCUGUGGGACUGUGUACACUGUUUGGACUGACACCCACACUGAAUGGAGGUGAGAUCUUCCCUUACCUUGUGGUGGUGAUCGGACUGGAAAACGUCUUGGUCCUCACCAAGUCUGUGGUUUCAACUCCCGUUGACCUUGAGGUCAAACUCCGCAUUGCUCAGGGCCUCAGUAAUGAGAGCUGGUCUAUCAUGAAGAACAUGGCCACUGAGCUGUGCAUCAUUCUGAUUGGAUAUUUCACUUUGGUCCCAGCUAUUCAGGAGUUUUGUCUUUUCGCCGUUGUGGGGCUCGUCUCUGACUUCUUCCUCCAGAUGUUUUUCUUUACAACAGUCCUGUCUAUAGAUAUUCGCCGGAUGGAGCUGGCCGACCUGAACCGCCGCCUGCCUGCUGAAGCCGGUCUGCCACCAUCAAAACCAGGCCCCCUUCGAACACGUGAGGCCCCCCCUCCUCCCCGACCAACCCCCCACACAAUCACCCUGCAGACCCCGGCCUUCAGGAACCUGAGGCUACCGAAGAGACUGCGCGUUGUGUACUUCCUGGCCCGCACACGCCUGGCGCAGCGCAUCAUCAUGGCUGGUACUGUAAUCUGGAUCGGCAUCCUCGUCUACACUGACCCGGCUGGAAUCCGCACCUACCUGGCUGCUCAGGUGUCUGAACAAAGCCCUCUGGGGGACCCCGUAGGUGGAGGUUUAACCCCCCAUCUGGCAGUGGCCCCAGUUUUCCGGGGCGGGGAUCCCACCAGCACUUUGAGCAUCCACCCUGCUCCCGAUCCAACUCCCCUACCUGAAAACCAAUCGCAGGGCCACAUUGCCCCAGCUGUACCGUUCCCCCAUCUUCCCUCUGUGCCACAGAUUACCUGGGGGGCCGAAGAUGAGGAGGGAUGGAGGAGGCUGUCUUUUAGACAUUGGCCAUCGCUUUUUAGCUACUACAACAUAACCUUAGCAAAGAAGUACAUCAGCCUUCUUCCAGUAAUUCCCGUCACCAUUCACUUGAGCCCCCAGGAGGCCAUUGACACGCGUCACCCUCAGGACACAAGACACCCUCCACCUUCGAUCCCUAAAGCCUCUGCAGAUUUACAGACAGACCUCACCCUCUACAAGGUUGCUGCUUUGGGUCUGGCUGCAGGGGUCCUGCUUGUUCUGCUGCUCUUCUGCCUCUACCGUGUCCUCUGCCCUCGGAACUACGGCCGAAACGGCGUGGCUCACGGGCGCCGGCGGCGAGGCGACCUGCCCUGCGACGAUUACGGUUAUUCUCCACCCGUCAGUGAGAUCUCACCUCUGCUGCUGAGGGGCCACAGUAUGGACAUUGAGUGUUUGGCCAGUGAUGGGAUGCUGCUGGCGAGCUGCUGUUUGGCCGGUCAGAUCCGUGUUUGGGAUGCCCAGACUGGCGACUGCCUGACAGUCAUCCCAAAGCAAGGAUUGAGACGAUGCAGCAGCAGUGGCUGCUGGGAGCAGAGAGACGUCUGGGACACCAGUGCAGAGUCGGAAUGUGGCUGUGAUCCUCGGGACCCCUCCAACGGCUGUGACGGGAUGUCAGAGGACGAUUGUUACCCGCUGAGACGGCGCUCCGCACCGACUCGGCCGCCUCUCUUCACUGACCAGCCUGACCUGACUCCUCUUAUAGACACCAACUUCACCUCCCAGCCGCCCUCCAACGUCUCCACACCGCCCAGAGGAGGGUUCGACUUUGGAGGCCUGGUGGAACGUGCCUACAAGGAACACGAGCCUCCAUCACCGUCUGCCUACCCCUCCCCUUCCUCUGCGUCCUCCUCGCCUCCAUUAGCCACUCAGCUACAGCGAAGCCCCAGUCUGGGGGACACAUCUGGACUCUAUAACCAAGAGAGAACCUCUGGAGCGGGGACACAAUCUGCUGCAGACUGGGAAAGCUCCGUCUGGGCCAUGGAGCUGAGAGGAAAUCUGAUAGCUGCUGGGAGGAGCAGCGGUAAACUGGAGCUGUGGGACGCAGUAGAAGGGUCACUGCGGUGCAGUAAUGAAGAUGGAGUCUCUGGGAUCACAGCCUUAGCCUUUCUGAACAACAGAAUCGUGGCAGCGCGACUCAACGGGUCGUUAGAUUUCUUCACUGUUGACGUUCAUAAGCCUCUGGGUCUGCUGCAGUACAGAGGUGCCCCCGGGCGAGGCAGCAUGCCCCCGUCUCCCUGUUACAGCAGCGAGGACAUGAUCAGCUGUCAGCUCACCCGCUCAGUGCAGUGUGCGCACCAGAAGCCGAUCACGGUGCUGCGAGCGGCUGCAGGCAGGGUGGUCACCGGCAGCCAGGACCACACAGUCCGGGUUUAUCGGCUGGAGGAUUCCUGCUGCCUCUUUACCCUGCAGGGUCACUCUGGGGGGAUCACAGCCAUCUACAUUGAUCAGACCAUGGUUCUAGCAAGCGGCGGGCAGGACGGCGCCAUCUGCCUGUGGGAUGUACUGACUGGGAGCCGUGUCAGUCAUGUCUAUGGUCACCGUGGCGACGUCACCUCCCUGGUCUGCACUACCUCUUGUGUCAUCAGCUCAGGACUGGAUGAUCUCAUCUGUAUCUGGGACCGCAGCACUGGCAUCAAACUCUACUCCAUCCAGCAGGAGGUGGGCUGUGGGGCCAGUCUUGGCGUGAUCUCAGAGUCCCUGCUGGUGACGGGGGGCCAAGGAUGCGUCUCCUUCUGGGACUUGAACUUCGGCGACCUGCUGCAGACAGUCUACCUGAGCCAGAGCGGCGACGGUCAGGGCGUCCGGCAGCUGCUAGUGCUCGAUAACGCCGCCAUCGUGUGUGACUUUGGCAGCGAGCUCAGCCUGGUCUACGUUCCCUCGGUGCUGGAGAAACUGGACUGAGGAAGAGCAGCAGCCGGCACCACUGGGAAACACUCAGAACCUCCAUUCAUCUCAUUUUUUUUAUACAUCAUUCAUGAGAAGAUUAAAUGUUGAGGGAAAAAAAAAACAUCACAAGGAUCUUGGGAGAUGGAAUCAAAUCCCUCAUUCCGCCAUCUUGUUUUUCUUCUAAGAGCAAGCUUGUGCGUUUGGUUGGUUGCUCUGCCCUUGAUGCUGCUGACUCAUAUGGAACCGUCUGUGAUCCAACCCUGUGAAGGACGACAAUGGAGCCAUUUCUUUAUUUUUUUUUUAAUUGACAGCAUCAUAAAGUCACAGUGAACCCAACAGUUCUCGGGCCUGUUUGGAUGGACCGAGCAAACACCUUCUGAGGAGACGACAUGAUUGGGGAGGAUGUGUGAGCGUGUGCAUACGUGGAGGGGAGAAGUGAUGAUUACUGUAAAAAGUAAACCUCCGAUGGAGGCUGUUUUUAUAUGUAUAAAUCUAUUAUUUAUUAGCUAAAUUUUUUCAGUAACGGUUUGUUUGUGGGUGACUGAUCCCAACUCUUAAACUUUAAUAUAAAGCGGAAAUGAUGACUUCAGAUGUAGGAAAGGUGUUUGUUUGGCAGCGUUGAGCCAUUGUUUUUAAACUGGCCAUUUGUUGAUAUUGAGUUGGAGCAUUGAAGGCAUCAGUGGGAAACAUUUAUCAGAGGAGGGGGAGGGAAGGGGGGGUCUAAUUUACGCUAUUCCUUCAUCAGGCUACCUCUUCAAUUUUGUUGACUGAUGUGAACAGGUUCUUAUUGCCUUUUUUUGCUCUUAUUUCACCUUCUGAGGUAUUUUCUUAGAUUUGAUUUAAAGAUUUUAAGUUGCUCGUUUAAGUUCUCAAUUAUCUGCAAAAAGGCUUAAAUUGGAAGACGUUUCGACUCCUGGAUAGUCGAAACGUCUUCCAAUUGGCUCGGACCAGAGCCGUCUGUAGUUGGAGAGCUGACGUAUUUAAGCAGCAUGGAGGUCCGUCCUCCUGCACACAUUCCAGGACAGAGGCAAAGAUGCUAAUUGCUUGACUUUGAAACUUUUGGCUACAGCUGAACAAUUUUCCUAUGUCACAACUUCUGCAACAAGUUAACAGUUUACGUUUGGGGGAAUUGAAGCAGGUAACAUCUAGAGCAUGCAGAUCACCAGCUCCUCUGGUGUGCUAACCCCCAGAGGAAAUCAUUGAAUCAUUUCUGUCUGGGAUAGGCUGAAAACUCAUAUCAGAUAAAAGCACCUUAAAUCUGAGCUGACAACAACCUUCAGUGUAGAUGUUGAUACAAUCAGAGGUAUUUAAUGACAAACCAGAGGAAAAUAAAGCUGCUUAAUAGGAAGUUUGGUUCAUUCAGGCUCAAGUUUAUAAAAGGCAACAAGAAUCUGCAGAUAUUUAAGCAACAACUUUGAUCUGUUUGAUGGAACAGAGUUAAGCUAAAGAUUUUACUAUAACAGCUGAAUUUAUAUGGAGACUGAUGUUCAAAGUCUUAUCACUAAAGCACACUUUGAAAUUGCUUCUGAUCCCAGUAUUAAUAGCUAGAAAUAAUAAUAGUUGAUGAAAAUAUUUUAAAUGUUCAAUCAAAAUAGUCUAAAAAUUUUUAUCUGACCGGUUUAUCUAUAAAAAUACAGGAAUACUUCCUAACUUCAAUGCAGUUGUUGCUUUGAGACCCAGUCAAUUUUUUUAAAAGCAUUUUAAUUUGCUAUAUGGAGAAAAAAAACAUUGGAAAUCCUGGUAGUUUUCAGAGAUCAUAUUUGAAUUACAAACGGAUAUAUAAAGAUCAGGAUUUAACUUGAUCAAAUAAAGAAAACAUAUAAGACAGUCCUGGAAAACAUAGUUGUAAAGGUAAAUUACCUGGAAAACACAAGGAACAAAAAAAUUGGAAAAUGAUCUAAUAUUUUUCCAAGAUUAGUUUUUUUUUUUUGCAUUUUCACAGGAGCUAAGAAAAAAAAUCUCCGUAUUCCCUAAAAGCCACAAGCAAACAUUUAAUUAGA